This is a messenger RNA of Mycena indigotica, 1068 nucleotides long. RefSeq lists its product as uncharacterized. The record is from RefSeq and is a predicted model, not a curated record. Gene Ontology annotation, biological process: alpha-ketoglutarate transport; mitochondrial citrate transmembrane transport. The transcript has 10 exons. Gene Ontology annotation, cellular component: mitochondrion. Gene Ontology annotation, molecular function: tricarboxylate secondary active transmembrane transporter activity. Lineage: Eukaryota; Fungi; Basidiomycota; Agaricomycetes; Agaricales; Mycenaceae. Bases 1 to 1068 code for a protein of 355 amino acids.
AUGGGAGUCCAACGAGAGCCCGGACAAAAAGGCGUAAACUGGUCGAACAUUGCCGUCGGCGCCAUUAUGAACAUGCUAACCAAUACCCUUAUGCUUCUCUUCUAUGCAGUUCGAGGUAGACAACUUUUUUUUCGCAGUAGAGUCAAGUACCCAUCUAUACCGCAGGUCACCACGCUUGGUCAACCGUUAGAGGUGCUCAAGACUCAAAUGGCUGCGAACCGCUCCCAGCCAAUGUGGCAAGCAUUCAAGGCUGUCGCCGCUCGAGGCGGUGUUGCCGGAUUCUAUCAGGGUCUCAUUCCCUGGGCUUGGAUAGAGGCAUCUACAAAGGGCGCCGUUCUCAUUUUCGCCGCCUCAGAAGUCGAAACGGCAACGUUAGGGAUGGUUGGCCCAGCCGCUGCUGGCCUUCUCGGUGGAAUGACGGGUGGUAUCGCGCAGGCUUACGCGACCAUGGGGUUCACGACUUGCAUGAAGACUGCCGAAAUCACGCGUCAAAAAACAGCGGCGAGCGGCGUUAAGCCUCCUUCGACAAUGGCCCUCUUUAUGGAUAUUUACCGUCGUGAGGGUCUUGCCGGCGUCAACAAGGGAGUGAAUGCCGUCGCCGUCCGCCAAUGUACCAACUGGGGCUCUCGAAUGGGUUUUGCGCGUCUUGCGGAGACCGGCAUUCGUAGAGUCCGGGGCAAAUCUGAUUCUGAUUCCCUGGGUGCAUUCGAUAAGAUUUUGGCUUCGUCGAUCGGUGGCGCCCUUGCAACAUGGAACCAGCCCAUUGAAGUCGUCCGUAUUGAGAUGCAAUCUAUGGUCAAAGACGCCGCCGCCAAUGUCAACCGCCCCGCCAAACUGACGGUGUUCAACACCCUUGCAUUCGUUUACAAGGAGAGUGGAAUGCGUGGCCUCUACCGUGGAGUGACGCCUCGCAUCGGCCUUGGCAUCUGGCAGACAAUAUGCAUGGUCUCACUAACUGACUAUGUUAAAAUCUGGGUGAAGGGCAACAAGCACCUACUUCCUAAUGGAUACACAUCCAUCAACUUCCGGGGACAUGAGAAGGCCGGUCUUGGCCCGAACCGGUCAUGA